GAGAAAGAAAGAGAGAAAGAGAGAGAGAAAGGGUGUGGAGCUGAUAGAGAGUUACAUAAUCAGAGUCCACUGAGCUGCAGCUCACGUCUCUUCUGGCAGGACGAUCAUGGAGCUGCUGCUGCUGGCUGCUCUGCUGUUGGUCGCAGCUUAUUUUCUUCUCCGUGUGACUGUUCUCAGGAUGCCCAGAUGCAAAAGUGCUGCAAAGCUUCAUGGGAAAACCGUAAUCAUCACGGGAGCUAACACCGGCAUCGGGAAGACCACCGCCAUGGACCUGGCCCGGAGGGGGGCCAGGCUGAUCCUGGCCUGCAGGGACCGGCAGCGAGCCGAAGCCGCCGUCCAGGAAAUCAUCCAGGAGACGGGGAACAGCCAGGUGGUCUUCAUGCAGCUCGACCUGGCCAGUCUGAAGUCCGUCCGCUCGUUCGCUGCAGACUUCCUGCAGUCCGAGUCCAGACUGGAUCUGCUCAUCAACAACGCCGGUCUGAUGAACAGCGGGAAGACGGAGGACGGCUUCGGGAUGAUCUUCGGCGUGAAUCAUCUGGGUCACUUCCUGCUGACGGUGUUGCUGCUGGACCGGCUGAAGGCCAGCGGGCCGAGCCGCGUGGUGACCGUGGCGUCCAGAGCGCACGAGAUGGGGACGGUGGACUUCAACUACCUGAAGACUCACAGAGACCUGGGGCCGGGCAGCGGAGACAUCCAGCUCUUCCAGCUGUACUGCCACAGCAAACUGUGCAACGUCCUGUUCACCUACGAGCUCGCCAAGCGGCUGCAGGGCAGCGCCGUCACCUGCUACAGCCUCCACCCAGGAGCCAUCCGGACUGAGAUCGCUCGCUAUGGGGGCUUCUGGUGGUCUCUCUUCUGGAAGCCCAUCAUCUACCUCUUCUUCCUGGACGCUGAGUCGGGAGCCCAGACCUCGCUGCACUGCGCCCUGCAGGACGGCAUCCAGCAGCUCAGCGGGCGCUACUUCACCUGCUGCGCCCCGAAGACGGACAUGGAGCCGAAGGCGAGGGACGCCGCCGCCGCCAGGAAGCUGUGGGAGCUCAGCGAGAGCUUCUGCGGCCUGUCCUGAAACAUCCAGUGUCCAAGCUUUGUUUUCAAUCCCAGAAUAUAUAAUAAAGAAUCAUGAGACACUGACCAAUCAUUUCAGUUUUUAAAAAAAUGUUUUAUACCAUUUAUCAGGCUGAGCUAAAUAACCCUGCAGCAUUAACUCAUCACUCUAUUAUUUUCAGUGGUGGUUCUCCACAGGGGCCUACAGGGGCCACUGGCCCGGUGAAGAAGCCCUUGGCCCCUGCUGUGGCCCCUGUGUCAAAUUGGUGGUGAGGUGGAUCAGGUGGUGGGGAAGGCUGCUGGACAGACAAUAAUAUUUUUGAGGGGGUCAUUUUUGGAUGUCGCCUUAUAAAGUGUUUUCCCACUAUUGUUGGCCAACUUUACCACUACUUGAUCAACCGAUUGACCCGUUUUAAGCAUUUUUAGGCAUUUUAAAAUUUGACAAUUUUUGACAAAAAUCGACUUUCUGUUGAGGGGGUCAUUUUUGGACAUCCCAUAAUUUGGUGUUUUUCUGUCAUUUCUGGUCAUAUUAUGCUCUAAUAUGUAUCAACAGACUAUAAUUGACUCAUUGUAAGCAUUUUUAGGCUUUUUAUUAUUAUUAUUUGACCAUUUUUGACAAAAAUCUACUUUUUUUUAUUGAGGGGGUCAUUUUUUUGACAUCUCAAAGUCUGUUUUUUCCCCUGUCAUUUUUAAAACAUAUUAUACUAUAAUAUGUAUUAAUCAAUAUUUUUCCAUUUUUGGACAUCUCAAAACGUCCACAUCUCAUAGCAUGUACAUACAUGGUAUGUUGUCAAAUUCUAAAAUAAAAGUCAUAGCAUAGUAUGUCAUCUAUCUCUUCUUUGGUGCUACCUAUUGAAAACUUGUGUUUCCUUGUUGCCAAGCAAGGGAAGUUCAAAGUGAAAAGUGUGACAUGAAGUGAGCUGAAUUUACUGUGAAACUACAAUAAAUCAUUUAUUAUCUUAGAUUAAGCUCUAUCACUUAUGAGCUCACCAGGCAAGUUUUAAAGAACAACAUUCAGGUAUGAAGUCUCCACCAAAUAAAUGAUAUUUAAUCCUAAUAAA
Centropristis striata (black sea bass) is the source of this 2105-nucleotide messenger RNA. Its product is annotated as dehydrogenase/reductase SDR family member 13-like. The transcript is spliced from 5 exons. The coding region runs from base 107 to 1066 and encodes 319 amino acids. Lineage: Eukaryota; Metazoa; Chordata; Actinopteri; Perciformes; Serranidae. The record is from RefSeq and is a predicted model, not a curated record.